UCGCCCCCGUUGAACAGACGCGCACCGGCAUCGGGCAGAAGAGGAACCGACAACCCGUCAGGAAACAAGCAGAAGAAACAGAGGAAGAAAGAAAGAUGAGAGAAAUCGUUCACAUCCAGGCGGGACAGUGCGGGAACCAGAUCGGGACCAAGUUUUGGGAAGUGAUCAGCGACGAGCACGGCAUCGACCCUGCGGGAAACUACGUGGGUGACUCGAGUCUUCAGCUGGACAGAGUCAACGUCUACUACAAUGAAGCAUCCUCACAUAAAUACGUCCCCCGGGCUGUGUUGGUGGACCUGGAACCAGGAACCAUGGACAGCGUUCGCUCAGGAGCCUUCGGACAACUCUUCAGACCGGACAACUUCAUCUUCGGUCAGACAGGUGCGGGGAACAACUGGGCCAAAGGUCACUACACGGAGGGGGCGGAGCUCGUGGACUCAGUCCUGGACGUAGUGAGGAAGGAGUGUGAGCACUGCGACUGUCUCCAGGGUUUCCAGCUGACUCACUCGCUGGGGGGCGGCACCGGCUCAGGCAUGGGCACCCUGCUGAUCAGCAAGAUCCGGGAGGAGUAUCCCGACCGGAUCAUGAACACCUUCAGCGUCAUGCCGUCACCUAAGGUGUCGGACACGGUGGUGGAGCCCUACAACGCCACGCUGUCGGUCCAUCAGCUGGUCGAGAACACAGACGAGACCUACUGCAUCGACAACGAGGCUCUGUACGACAUCUGCUUCCGCACUCUCAAACUCACGACGCCAACCUACGGCGACCUCAACCACCUGGUGUCGGCCACCAUGAGCGGCGUGACGACUUCCCUCCGUUUCCCCGGACAGCUCAACGCAGAUCUCCGCAAGCUGGCCGUCAACAUGGUGCCUUUCCCCAGACUCCACUUCUUCAUGCCGGGGUUCGCUCCUCUGACGGCGAGGGGCAGCCAGCAGUACCGGGCCCUCACCGUUCCCGAGCUCACCCAGCAGAUGUUUGAUGCCAGGAACAUGAUGGCGGCCUGCGACCCUCGCCACGGCCGCUACCUGACCGUUGCCACCGUCUUCCGCGGGCCCAUGUCCAUGAAGGAGGUGGACGAGCAGAUGCUGAACGUCCAGAACAAGAACAGCAGCUACUUCGUGGAGUGGAUCCCCAACAACGUCAAGGUGGCGGUCUGCGACAUCGCUCCGCGCGGGCUCAAGAUGGCCGCCACCUUCAUUGGCAACAGCACGGCCAUCCAAGAGCUGUUCAAGAGGAUCUCAGAGCAGUUCUCCGCCAUGUUCCGCAGAAAGGCCUUCCUGCACUGGUUCACGGGCGAGGGCAUGGACGAGAUGGAGUUCACUGAGGCGGAGAGCAACAUGAACGACCUGGUGUCCGAGUACCAGCAGUACCAGGAGGCCACCGCCAACGACGGCGAGGAGAACUUUGAGGACGAGGAGGACGAGAUCAACGAGUAAGGAGACCGAACACGAGCGGUAAAGGUCUGAGAGAACACUGGUAGAGGCAUCAUGGGAGGUCAGGUCCAGCUGUUCUCACACAAAGAGACAGUUAGUCAACGGUGAACUAGUUCGUUUGAGUUUUGAGAACUGAUUCUUUUGGGAAAGUAAAAACAUUAAACAGCUGCAUGAAUCCAGUUGUUCAGACGAGUAAUUCUUGGGCACUGAUCAGAAAUCUGGAUUUAAAAAUGGUUUCUGGUUCCUUAUAAAGGGAGUAAGUUAUUAUUUUAUUAUUUUAUAAACCUGAAAUCUGAUGGAAUGACAAAAAAAUUCAUCAACUAAUUCAUCUAAAGUGAAAAUACUCGUUAGCUGUGUCCUUAAAAACAAGCAGGACGAGCUUUUCUAAUCUAAAACACCACUGACGAACUGUCAGUGUGUUCCACCACAGGUUUGUUUUUCUAUUUAUCAAACUUCAUAACUUCUACAAUAAACAACUUUUAUAUACUUUUAUCUGAGGAGGUGCACACUUCAACAUAACCCUACAUUUUCCCUGGUUUCUUCUGACAAUAAUAAAAAUCCUCCUCGAACGUUAACAUGUCGUCUUUGUCUAAAAGAAAUCAAACUUUAACCACAGAGGCAUCAGAUCAGAAAACACUUGUGUCGGUGUUGAAGACGGUGAUAAAUGACCCGUCUGUUGUUUGAUACGAUCGUCUGUUGAUCGACCACGACACUAAAUGUUUGGUCGCAGUUGGUAAAAUAAAAACCUGAUAUAGAAACGCACCGACACGAAACUCGAAACCUUAAAGGGGAAAGAAAGAUGAUAGAUAUGAUGAUGAUAGAUAAACAGACACACACAGGCUGCAAGAUCCCGAUCAACACUGUUUGUAUUGUGUUUGAGUGUUUGUUGUUUUCAAACUGUGACUUUUGUA
Messenger RNA from Seriola aureovittata, 2344 nucleotides. RefSeq names its product tubulin beta-5 chain. The coding region runs from base 96 to 1436 and encodes 446 amino acids. Gene Ontology annotation, cellular component: cytoplasm; microtubule. Gene Ontology annotation, molecular function: GTPase activity; structural constituent of cytoskeleton; GTP binding. NCBI's taxonomy places the organism in Eukaryota, Metazoa, Chordata, Actinopteri, Carangiformes, Carangidae. Gene Ontology annotation, biological process: mitotic cell cycle; microtubule cytoskeleton organization. The record is from RefSeq and is a predicted model, not a curated record. The transcript is spliced from 6 exons.